UCUUACGAAAUCAACUCUCUUUCCAGUUUCCAGUCUAGCUCCCUCCAGAAACCUUACCUCUUUUCACUCCCUAGUUAGGCGCAUCAGUCAAAUCUUCUGUUUAACUACUCCAGUUCAAUAAGUUAAUUUGGAUGGAUCGGUGGACUGGAAUUCUGAAGGUGCCGUUGCAUCCGAAUAGCAGCAGUUUCUAUAGAGUUGCUGCGUCUCUGUGCCUCUUUUCUUCCACUAAGACUCUUGCUGUGCCUUCUGCGAAUGCCAUCUUCUUCAAUGGGGAUCGAGUUGAAGGCACAGGGAAUUUUGUGAUCGAGAGGUUAUCUGAUGUCCAGAAAAUUGCUGAAAUUUUGGUUUCAAAAUUUGGGUCUACCAUCAAUGCUUGGGUUAUUGAGGCCAACACUUUUAAUGGUCCUUUUGCUGUGUACAAGGAUUUUAUUCCGACUGUCAACCUCGAUGGCGAACCACAAUCUUACAAUGCAACAGGAUUUCCUGCUUCAUCAUCAAUUGUCUUGCUGUUGUCCAAUUGUUUAAAAGAGCAGGCAAAAAGUUCCAUGUUAGGGGGACAGCCAUAUCAGGCUGCACCGUCCGCAUCAUGUUCCUUUAAACAAAAAACUCUGUUUCUUGGAUUUAGUAAGGGUGGUACUGUACUGAACCAGCUACUUACUGAGCUUGGCUCAAUGGAAGUCCAACCAACCGGUAGCGAUAGCCAAGCGAAGAAAACUAUGAUGGAUGAAGGAAGUGGUAUGUGGGAGGAGCAUCAGAUCAUUCCCACUUCAAAAGAAGAACUCUUAAACAGCAUAGCUGAGAUUCAUUAUGUAGAUGUUGGCUUGAAUUCUGAAGGGGCAUAUCUUACUAACCAGGAUGUGAUUGAGGGUAUUUCAGAUCGUCUUACGCGAAGAGCUUUUGGGAUGCGGAUCAUCCUUCAUGGAACUCCAAGACAGUGGUCUGAUCGUUGGCGAACUUGGAUAUGCAAAGAAAAAAAUGAAUUUUUUCGUCUGCUUAAAUUAGCAGCUCGGAAGAAUAUGGGGAAAUUAAUGCUUCGUGAGAGAUUUUAUUUUGCUGAUAGGCCUCCUAGUUUGCAGAUGCAUUUUGAAAUCAUUGAGAAUUUGGAUGUUAGUUGAGAAUUGGUGCUGCGGCAAGUGCAGCUUCCUUAGUGUCCUAAUUUGGCGGUGAACUACAUUAGAAAAGUACCAUGUUGUCUAUACGAUGAUGUAAAUGUGUACGUAAUUCAUGUAAAUUUUUGUUUAUGCAACUACAGCUUUCCUUGUGAAUCGCAGCUUUUGCUUAUACAAGCUUUCGCUGUACUGGACAAAAGUUAAGCCAAUUUUACUCUC
Messenger RNA from Coffea eugenioides, 1328 nucleotides. RefSeq lists its product as uncharacterized. NCBI's taxonomy places the organism in Eukaryota, Viridiplantae, Streptophyta, Magnoliopsida, Gentianales, Rubiaceae. Gene Ontology annotation, cellular component: mitochondrion. The coding region runs from base 132 to 1115 and encodes 327 amino acids. The record is from RefSeq and is a predicted model, not a curated record. The transcript has 4 exons.